UGGACGGCGGUCUGGGAGUGUCUGAGCGGCUCGUUAGACGUGAAUCCAACCCGCAGUCGCUGAACCCGGGAGCAUCUGCAUGAACAAUGAACCGGCUGACUUGGACGGAAAUGAUUUGGUGAAACGGAGAUGAACAAGGUGAUGGGAUUGUAAAACGGCACUGAUUUUUCUGGAUAUCUGUGCUGUGAAUGACCUCUAACGGUACAGAGAAUUAGUAAUUUCUAAUACUUUGCUGUCUGCACAGUCAAUCCUCUUACAGGGUGUGAGCGUUACAAUGGCGUGCUUGUGUUGGCUUGUUGAUGAACUUUCACAGUAUAGUCAUUAAAAUAGGCUACACAUCCAAAGGCUUUAUUACCUUAGUGUCUUUAUUUAUUUAUUUACAUGGACAUGUGGUUAUUGAAUGGCCUACAGUCUACUAGAUUUGACCAAAGAGCUGAAUAGUUACAGCAAAGCCAUUCUUUAUACCAAAAAGGAUGCAUUUUUUUUAAUUCUUAACUGGCUCUAACUACAGGGGUGCGUUUUUAUUACAGCAGAUCCCCUCCACUGCAUUGACAUUUUGUUUUAUAUAUUUGUGGCACAAGCUGUUUGAUGUCAUGAGUUGGCCAUCUGUUGUGGGAACCUACUUAAACCUGCAAGCAGAUAACCAGUGAAAGGUCCAGUCUGGACGUUUCUGUGCCUGGACUCAGUUGGCUUCCUGCUGGUUGUGGAGGAAUAAGAGGGAUGCUGAGGGCCACUAUGUGCUCAGUGGAGCAGAGAGAUGAGGAGCAGGAGGAUGAAGCCGAAGAAGAGUUGAGGGAUGGAGGGGUGCCUUUCUAUGUGAACAGAGGAGGCCUCCCGGUGGAUGAGGAGACUUGGGAGAGGAUGUGGCGUCAUGUGGCUCGAAUACACCCCAACGGUGAAGCUUUGGGGAAGGAGACCCGGGGUGCCACUGACCUGCCCAAGAUUCCAAUACCAAGUGUGCCUACAUACCAACCUACCACCACUAUCCCACAGCGCCUGGAAGCCAUGCAGAAAUACAUCAGGGAAUUGCAGUACAAUCACACAGGAACGCAGUUUUUUGAAAUUAAGAAGAGCCGGCCUCUUACUGCGUUGAUGGACAUUGCUAAAGAGAUGACGCGGGAGGCUCUGCCAAUCAAAUGCCUGGAGGCGGUGAUCCUGGGGAUUUACCUCACCAACAACAUGCCUGGUGUGGAGCGCUUCCCCCUCAGCUUUCAGUCUAAUUUCUCAGGGAACCACUUCCACCACAUCGUGCUGGGAGUUCACAGCGGGGGACGCUUCGGCGCGCUGGGCAUGAGCCGGAGGGAGGACCUCAUGUUCAAGCACCUGGAGUUCCGGACGCUGAUGGACUUGGUGCAAGAAUACGAAGGAGCCUACAGGGGCUACUGGCACACCCUGCGCAAGGUCAGGAUCGGCCAGUACGUGUCCCACGACCCUCACAGCGUGGAGCAGAUUGAUUGGAAACAUUCGAUUCUAGACGUAGACAAGCUGACCAAGGAGGAGCUACGGAAGGAGCUGGAGAGACACACUCGGGACAUGAGGCUGAAGAUAGGAAAGCCUGCACCACCCUCUCCCACCAAAGACAGGAGAAACAGCAUGGGUUCACCCCUCAGAGUACCGAGCAGCCCCAUACGCAGGAUCAGCCGUGUUGAGAGACGUCCCUCUGGAGAUAAGAAGGUUGUGGAGCAAAAAUCGGCCGCAGAAAUUAAUGGAUACCAGAUUCGAGUCUGAAGAAGAAUUUUAGCUUGUGAAGUUAAAAGGUACCACACACUUGUUUCACAGAGCCACUGACCCACUCUAUGGCUUAAUUCUUUGUACCCAUUGACCUAUUCACGGGAUGCGAUGUUGAAUAGGUCACCAGCAACUUUUCCUCUCAAAACAAAUGCCUCAUUCAGCUUCCCUAUGUCUACGUCGUUCAAGGCUUUUUCUGAAGCAGUUACUGUGCAUAGUAAUUGGUGCUGGCAAAGCUCCCAAAUUAUAAAAAGGGGACAAAAGUGCAGUACUUUGUAAACAUUUUUAAAUAACUGCAAACUCAACACAACAAGAAAUAUGACUCUUCCCCCGACGCUGGGCGAGACCACCACUCAGUGUAAAUGUGCUGCUGGACAUAUCAAAGGUUACAGUGGUUCAACAAAAGCUCUUAAGGCUCGUCUGCAAUCUGUAAAGUCGUACUGUAAGUGUGCAAAUACAUGUAAUGUCCUUUUAAAUCCAUUUAGGUUCUGCUGGGCAGCAAUUGCUUGUGUAGUGACUCGUUUGCAAACCACUACCCUUGUGCCUUGUGUGAAAACUCAAAGAGAAGGAAAAACACUUUUUAUAACCUCCCCAUUAUUCUCAUUGUCUAAUUAAUCACAUAAGCAGUGUAACAGAGGUUACAAAAUACUGAAAGUUAAUGAAUAUCCAGAUGCUAGCAUGUUAAGCACGCUAUUUACCUUAUCGAGGGUUGAAUACACAAUAUACGAAAGUAUAUUUAAGAGUAUGAAGUCAUCUGUAGUGAUAAUAUGAGAAGCAGUUAUUCUGGCACAUUAACCAAGACGAGUAUCAAGGUGACUGACCUCAUCCGCAUUUAUUGUAGAUGUAAAGUAACAAGAAGUCGGUUUAUAUGAACGAUGUAACUGCUUUAUAUAUACAUUGUUUAUAACUUUUAUUUGUAGCAACUUUAUCUGAUAUUUCACUAGCCUUAAGUGGUAUGACUUCCACUUAAGCUAAGGUGUAAAGAUGUUUGUUUACAGCACUUUUAUCUGCAUUUUGUAUUUUAUUAUUGGAAAUUCUUGUCAUUUUAUACUUCCCUCAGUGUUGGUGAUCACCAGUAGACCAAUAUUUACCACACACUGUUUUGAACAUGUUGCCACAGUCAACAUUUUAAAGUGUACAUUUGGUGUUGUCCAUUUUCAUUUCAGUGCUAUAUAAACACAAAUGUUUUGUACCAAAAGUUGAUUUCCAGGAUCACAAUAAAAGGUGCAAAGUGGCAACACAA
Messenger RNA from Cottoperca gobio, 2971 nucleotides. It is a transcript of the gene vash1, whose product is annotated as vasohibin 1. The coding region runs from base 721 to 1728 and encodes 335 amino acids. Gene Ontology annotation, biological process: regulation of angiogenesis. Gene Ontology annotation, cellular component: cytoplasm. The record is from RefSeq and is a predicted model, not a curated record. The transcript is spliced from 7 exons. NCBI's taxonomy places the organism in Eukaryota, Metazoa, Chordata, Actinopteri, Perciformes, Bovichtidae.